AUACCUUCCUUCUUUUACAAGUCCAGCUUCUUUCAGUUUUUUAAUCUGUGAAUUGAAGCUAUUAUUAUGUGCAGUUGCCAAUUGGGAAUCAAAAGGAAAGCCAUAAACUAAUCAGCCUGCAAUAACCUCUUCGAUGUCUAUACCGAACACCAAAUUUAGUUUGCUCUUUCUCUCCUUAAUCUUAUAAAAUUAGCCAAAAAGCUAACUUAAUUAACUUAAACCUUGUUCAAAAUCAAUUGAGAUUAGGAUACCAAGUUACUGCCAAAUGAUACAGUCCAUCUUACUAAUUAUGGGCUAAUCAUUAAUUAAUUCUUAGCCCAAUUUGAUAAUUCCCCAGAAUUUUUACAUUUUUAUGUCGGUAUUCGGAACUCAAUUCAAACAUGAACUCUUAUCUUCUCUCUCUCUCUCUCCCUCCGAGCAAAAAGGCAAAUAUCAACCGACUUCUUAAGCUAUUUGCCGUUAGUUCCUCAUGAAACACUCAAUUAAUCAGUCAAAUUUCAUGGUGUGAACAUUUCAUAUGGUCAGUAUACAUCUGCCAUAUUUUUUUUGCAAUCACAUCUCGAAUAAAUAAAAAUUAAAAAGGUUGUUGCGAAAAUAAAUACUGUAAUUUUAUCUCCUAAAGGUGGUGACGGUGGAAGUGUAGUGGGAUUUAUCAUUUUAUGUGUACUGGUGAAACUCAGAAGGGUACUAUUUUUAUGGCGGCUGAUCAGAGUUUCAGCUUUUGAAAUUCCUUAUUAUCCACAUAUAAAACCUUCUUCCCUUCGUUUCAAAACAAAGGACCCUUCAAUUUUUGCGGCAGAAUACCCUUGGCAGGGUAGGUCUUUACAAAAACUGCUUUUAUUCAAUAAAAAGAAAAACCCCAGAUUACAUUGGUUUUCAUGUGCUUACUCAACAAGGUGGCGCACCAAAGAGGGUCAGGUCAGUACGUCAGGUUCCCUCCUGUUGGAGAUGGCGGUGAAGAACAGCAAGAGGAUAGCUACACCCAAGAAAUACAAUCCCAGCUGUCUCAAAUUCGAGAAUCCAACCAACCGAUGAUCCAACAUAGGAACAACACAGAAAUGGUUUUUGGACCACAAGGUCAAGCAACCGAGAUGUCAGCAAUGGUAUCUGCCCUGACACAUGUUGUUUCCGGGCAAAGAGCUGCUGCUGAUUGGGUUUACGGUGCUAACUUGGCUGGCAUGGUCACGCCUAGUUUUGGACAUAGCGGCUCCGCUGCUUCUCCUUCUUCUUAUUCUUCUUCUGCUUCUCCUUCUGGUUCUGGUUCUGCUUCCGGUUCUGGUCUAUGGAUUGGUCAAAAAAGAGGGCGUGAAGAAGAGGGUGCUGCUCAAUUGAUUGAGUCUGUAACAAGGGUUCAAAGACCUUUUGGUGAUUUCAGAGGCUCUCAUGCCGAUUCAUCAUCUGGUGCAACUACUGUUACUGAAGAAACUACAACCGUUGUUGCGCCACCUACCACAACUGCACCUUCAACCACAUCAACAGAAACAGCAGCAGCAGCCUAUGAAGAAACCGGCGAGCGAAGAAGAAGAUAUAGAGGCGUUAGGCAAAGGCCAUGGGGAAAAUGGGCAGCAGAAAUACGUGAUCCACACAAAGCAGCAAGAGUUUGGCUCGGUACAUUUGAUACAGCGGAAGCCGCGGCAAGAGCCUAUGACGACGCUGCCUUGAGAUUCAGGGGAAACAGGGCCAAGUUAAAUUUCCCGGAACAUGUCAGGCUAGUUCCGCAACCAAUGCAAAAUUUUCCUGCCACCCAAACAUCAGUUUCUACUUCUCUAACAACCCAUUUCCCACCAUCUCAUUCUACGCAUAUGCCACCAUAUUACCAAUCCCAACCUCUUCAGAGCUCUAAUGUUGAUAUGCUGAGAGAUUAUUGGCAGUACUCUCAGUUGCUACAGAGUUCUACUGAUUUCCAUGGACAACAAACUACAAGCUUGCUAGAGCAGAUGAUUCAACCUUCUCAACUGGCUAAUAUUCAACAACCAAUGCUAUCUUCUUCUUUGUCAUCUUUGCCAUCUUCAUUUGCAGCUUCAUCUGCAGCUUCAUCUGCUUCUGGUUCUUCAUCAUCUUCCUCUGCUUCUUUUCCUCUGCUUUUUGCUGAACAGCAACAAAUGGGCAUUUUAAGGCAACAGUUUAAUCAAACUCAAGCUAGUGGGUCAGAUUUUCCAGUGCCACCGUCGUCUCCGCCUGGUCAUUAUCCUUCAUCCACUGGUUAAUGGCAAUCCCAAUUUUUUAAUAAAUAAAUAUUUUUAAAAUUUUAGGAUGAUUACCCUUUUUUUAUUUUAUUCUUUUGUUGAACUUUGUAUUUGCAUGUAGCUAGUUUGAUUUGAAUUAUUGUCAUCAUCCUUAUUGUUUAAAAAAAAAGAGAAACAAACAAACAAACAAAAGGAACAUAAAAAUCAGUAUAAAGUUAAGAGGGGAUAAAAACAAAGAGGCAUUUAGGAUUUUAGGCAUAGUUCGAUUCUCAAGGAUUUGAUGUUUACUUUCUCUCAAUUAUCGAACGAAAGAUGUAGAAACCAACAGCUCUUUUCAAGCUGUCUGUUGUUUGCUUUACAGCCAAAGAUUCAUUAAGAAUGUACUUUGUUUUUUUUUUUUUUUUGUUUUAAAUCUUAUUGUGAUUGAUAAUUA
Molecule: messenger RNA, 2619 nt
Organism: Theobroma umbraticum
Lineage: Eukaryota; Viridiplantae; Streptophyta; Magnoliopsida; Malvales; Malvaceae
Biological process (GO): ethylene-activated signaling pathway; regulation of DNA-templated transcription
Molecular function (GO): DNA binding; DNA-binding transcription factor activity
Source: RefSeq, a predicted model, not a curated record